GACUUUUCUUCCAAAAAAAAAUCAACGAAAGUGUUUAAAUAAAAUUAAUAUUUUUAUCUGAAAAACCAGUAGUGUGUUCACAUCAUGAGAUUAGCUUUGAUUUUGGGCACUCUAAGUGCUCUACUGUGCUUGGCCAAUGGUCUCAGCCAAUCGGAGCCCAGCGGCUCCAAAGGCUCCAGUGGCUAUCCCAAAAAGGUAACCACUCUGAAAAAGCGACCCACCAAGACCCCCACCACCGUGGCAGCCAGCACCAGCACCAGCCGGGGCACCACCACCAAGCCCAGUAAGCCACGAGUGAAGAUCACAAAAGCGGGCACCCGGACUACCACCACGAAAGCUCCAGGAUCAGCACCAGCUUUGGCGGAGAGUUUCGGAAAUCUGCCAGCAGAUGAUCUGGAAUUCAUUAAGGAAUUGGACAGGCAGUUCAAGUUGCAUGGAAAUAAAAUCAAGAUCAAGGUGGAGAGGGAUAACUCCACGACGUCAGGUGGUGGAAAGAAUAGCAAGAGGACUAUUGAAGGAGAUUUGGGCUAUGGCUACUCCCAUCCUGGCUAUGAUUACACACCACCCAAGUUCAUGUUCUAUCCCUACUCCCAGCAUGACAUUCCAUCGGGCUUUGCUCAUCCACAGCCACUGCCGGAGGAGUUGGAAGAGGAGGCCCCACCACCACCACAGCAGCAGCCACAGCAACACCACUCGCCACAGAAACCCCACAACCAUGAACAUGUGACGAGUGUUACGAUUGAACCGUCCUACUCCUACGAACUGAAGCCCCAAACCAGUUACGAAACCCAAGCACCACAGCACACGGCACCUGAGCAACCGCAAAUCGACUUGCCACACGACGAGGCCGAGGCUGGUGGCUACCAGGAGCCAGUGAUAGUGCUGCGGAUUCCAGGACCGGCCAAGUAUGCCGCCCAUUUGCAGACACUCCUCCAGCAGUACCUGGAGAUUCGGGCAGCUCAGUAUCUCAGUCUGUUGCAAGAGGCCGAGCAGCAGCAGCAGCAACAACAGCACCAGCCAGUCCAUCAGCAACAUGUCCCAGAGCCCCAGCAAUACGGUCCUCCCGAGCCGGUGGCCUAUCAGCCGGAGGUGAGCUACACCCACCAGCUGACGGCUGCACCACAACCAGUACAGUAUGCCCCCAUCGAUGAUGUCUACCAGAGCUACAAGGGUCGCCAUCAGCAGCAACUGCAACAGCCACAGUACGAGCCGCAGCAGUACUACACACCCAUGGAGUACCAGCAACCCACUCAGUUCUACUACGCACAACCGCAAUCGCACUUGCAACAGCAACCGCAGCUCUACUUGAUAGCCAUGGCCCAGCCAGAACCGGAGCAACAUCAGCAACUGCAGCAGCCACAUCAUCACCAUCACCAACAGCAGCAGCAAGAGCCCAUAUAUGUGCCGGAGGGAGAGGCACCCACUGCCCCGGAACAGCAACCCGAACCGGAAGUGGAACCCGAACACAACCUUCCCAUUACGGAGAACAAUCCCCGACCCACUCACACGAAAGUCAUCUUCAAUCCCUAUCCCUACCAGCAACAGCAACAGCAUCAGCAGCAGCAGCAUCAGCAACACCAGCAACAUGUCCAGGAACAGGAGCAACAUGCCGCCAAUCUGGAGGAGGAAUCUCAAGCGGAGGGCGAUCGUCCCUUCAACUACCAUGCCCAUGCCCUGAAAGUGAGGCCCGGAAAGAGGGCGGCCAAGCCGGAGCCAUCCGAGGGCACCAGUGGGGGAGAUAAGCGACUCCAGCAGAUCAGAGAGUACGUGAGGGAGAAGCUGGGUGCCGAAAUGGGUUCUGCGGUGGAAUACAAAACGACACAGUUGUUAGAGGGCUAGAAUCAGGAAUCCUGGGGGAAAAGGGGGGCUUUGGAAUUCACAUUACAGGAAGUUCACCU
Messenger RNA from Drosophila bipectinata, 1898 nucleotides. Its product is annotated as nuclear transcription factor Y subunit beta. The record is from RefSeq and is a predicted model, not a curated record. NCBI's taxonomy places the organism in Eukaryota, Metazoa, Arthropoda, Insecta, Diptera, Drosophilidae.